AUGAAUAUAAGCAUUAAGCACUGUUGGAAGAAGGAAAAAAAGUUAUCUCAUAAGCGCAUUGCAAUGGCUUAUACAUAUUACUCUCCGCCUCCACCUACUAUGCCGUUGAAUAAUCCGAAACCGCCACCUCCGGCGGUGGCAGUUCCUAUAACCCCACCUCCAAAUUUAACACCUCCCGGAGGUGGUAAUAAUAUGUCACCUUCAAACCCACCCACACCACCAACAUUGCCACCACCACUAUUUCCUUCGCCUCCUUCAUCAAGUUCAAAUCCUAGAUCAACCAAUGCUCCUCCUCCACCGCCACAAACUCCGAGUUCACCACCAAACUCUUAUAGAAGUCCUAUUUCACCUCCACAAUUUCCGAGUUCACCACCAAACAAUUCCAAAAGUCCUCUUUCACCCCCACAAACUCCGAGUUCACCACCAAACUCGUCCAAAAGUCCUACUUCACCUCCACAAACUCCGAGUUCACCACCAAACUCUUCUAGAAGUCCUAUUUCACCUCCACAAAUUCCGAUUUCACCACCAAACUCUUCCAAAAGUCCUCUUUCACCCCCACAAACUCCAAGUUCACCACCAAACUCUUCCAAAAGUCCCAUUUCACCUCCACAAACUCCGAGUUCACCACCGAACUCUUCCAAAAGUCCCAUUUCACCUCCACAAACUCCGAGUUCACCACCCAAUAGUUCCAAGAUUCCACCCUCACCAACUUCUUCACCAUCAAAUGCCUCGCAAUCUCCAACUUCUUCUCCAGGAGUACCACCAUAUUCUAUGCCACCAAAAAACUCACAAUCACCAAGGUUAGCACCUUCAUCACCAGAUGGUGGUAAAGUUCCAACACCCUCUCCAUCGACCCCCUAUUCAAAACUAAGUCCACCUCCUUCAGCAUUAACACCACUUCCGACACCAACUUUUCCUUCAAGUACCUUUCCUCCUCCACCAUCAAGUAAUAGUAUUGAUGUUUCCCCACCUUCAGGUGGAGGCGGAAAACACACUACAAUUAUAGCGGUAGGUGUAUCAAUCGGCGGUUUUUUCUUCAUAGCAUUUGCUAUUGCUCUCUUUUGCUUUUAUAAGAAGAAAAAGAAGCGUGUCAUGGUUCCAGCAGCAGCUUCUUGUUGA
Molecule: messenger RNA, 1119 nt
Organism: Solanum verrucosum
Lineage: Eukaryota; Viridiplantae; Streptophyta; Magnoliopsida; Solanales; Solanaceae
Product: leucine-rich repeat extensin-like protein 5
Exons: 2
Coding region: 1-1119 (372 amino acids)
Biological process (GO): plant-type secondary cell wall biogenesis
Source: RefSeq, a predicted model, not a curated record